This is a messenger RNA of Populus trichocarpa (black cottonwood), 2399 nucleotides long. RefSeq names its product O-fucosyltransferase 6. NCBI's taxonomy places the organism in Eukaryota, Viridiplantae, Streptophyta, Magnoliopsida, Malpighiales, Salicaceae. Bases 133 to 1890 code for a protein of 585 amino acids. The record is from RefSeq and is a predicted model, not a curated record. The transcript has 10 exons.
CGCGACAACAGAAUAUCACCUUCCUCCUCCUCUCUGCUCUGCCCAUCGCUUUGACAUUUUUUUCAUCCAGAAAGCUAGACUCCAACAACUCUCUCUCUCUCUCUCUCUCUCUCUCUCUCUCUCUCCCUUACCAUGAGGAGAAAGAAGAGAGAAACCAAAAGGCCUAACAUACCUGCCGCCGUGCUCCACUGGAUUCUCUUUACGCGUCACUACCUGGUUCAGUUUCCGUUACUCACCGCUUUCUUCGGUUUCCUCCUCCUUCUCUUCGCCGCCUUCGCUUUCCUCUCUCCUCUUCCUCCUAUCAUCAACCACCACAACCACUCCUCACAAUUAAAAAAUGGAGCUAAAGCGGAAGAGUCAACGCUAAGUAAAGAGACGUCGUCGUUUCAUGUUCCGAGAAGUGGAGGGCGCUUAGGGAGUCAUUUAUGGAGCUCAAGGUCAUCGAAGUUUUACUAUGGCUGCAGUAACGCCAGCGAGAGCUUUGAAACUGCUGAUACGAGAAAGAAUAGUGAUCGGUACUUGUUGAUUGCUACCAGUGGAGGGUUAAAUCAACAGAGAACAGGGAUAACAGAUGGUGUUGUUGCAGCUUAUAUCUUGAAUGCUACUCUUGUUGUUCCUAAGCUGGAUCAGAAGUCUUUCUGGAAUGAUAGUAGCGAUUUUGCUCAAAUUUUUGAUGUUGACUGGUUCAUUUCAUUCCUAUCAAAAGAUGUUACUAUCAUCAAACAGCUCCAUGCAAAGGGUGGGAAAGCGCUGAAUCCAUAUAGGAUGCGGGUUCCAAGGAAGUGUACUCCCACAUGCUAUCUGACGAAAGUUUUACCUGUUCUUAAUAAGAAGCAUGUUGUUCAGCUCGGAAAGUUUGAUUACAGGCUCUCGAAUAGGUUGGACCCAGAUUUACAGAAGCUAAGAUGCAGGGUCAACUACCAUGCUUUAAAAUUCACGGACACAAUUCUUGAAAUGGGCAAAAAACUGGUUCAGAGAAUGAGAAUGAAGAGUGAGCACUUCAUUGCCCUGCACUUGAGGUUUGAACCUGAUAUGCUUGCAUUCUCGGGAUGCUAUUUUGGCGGGGGAGAGAAAGAAAGGAUGGAACUUGGCAAGAUCCGGAGGAGGUGGAAAAGUUUACACGCAAGCAACCCUGACAAAGAACGAAGGCAAGGAAGAUGCCCUCUCACACCAGAGGAAGUUGGUCUUAUGCUGAGAGCUCUGGGUUUCGGAAGUGAUGUUCACUUAUACGUGGCUUCAGGCGAAGUAUAUGGAGGUGAAGAGACAUUAGCACCACUCAAAGCUCUCUUUCCAAAUUUCCAUUCAAAAGAGACUUUAGCCAGCAUGAGAGAGUUGGCGCCAUUUUCAUCAUUUUCUUCUCGAAUGGCUGCACUGGACUUCAUUGUUUGUGAUGAAAGUGACGUUUUUUCUACCAACAACAAUGGAAAUAUGGCCAAGAUAUUAGCUGGUCGAAGGAGGUAUUUCGGGCACAAACCAACAAUUCGUCCAAAUGCUAAAAAACUGUACAAAUUGUUCAUGAGCCGGCAUAACAAAACAUGGGAAGAAUUUGCCUCCAGGGUCCGAACUCAUCAAAUUGGUUUCAUGGGAGAACCAAAUGAGGUGAAGCCUGGCAGAGGUGAGUUCCAUGAAAAUCCUUCAUCCUGCAUAUGCGAGGAUUCUGCAGCCAAGGCUAGGGCAGGUCUGACUCUGACUCCUCAAAAUCGACUGGAUGAGGGCCAUAAAGAUGGUAAAGAGAAUAUCAACAAGAAUGAGACUAGUGAUGUGACUGAUGAGCUAUCAAUAGAGGAUGAUCAGGAUUUGACUGACAUGGAUUAUGUGGACAAUGGAACAGCGGUUAAAGGUAAAGGUCUGCCUGGUGAAAUGCUUUUGGAGGAAUUCUUUUCCGACUGAGGAAGGAGACCGCAUUUUCCGCAUAACAAGAGCAAUGAGUCCUUUAACCUAACCCGAUUCUUCAACAAAUUCUUUUCUAUCUUCAUCUCCGCCCUUCCCUUUACUUUUGCAACGUCAACAGUUUAUCUUCCGCAACUGCAUUGUGUGAAAAGAUAGACUUUGUACAUAGAGAGGCCUUGGCAAAUAGAAACUUUUUGUAAGUAUAGCUGCUCCAUUCAUGUGGCUUGUUGUAGGUUGAAAGACACAUCAGUGCCUGACAACUGCACUUCUCUCAUUUUUCCCCUUAUUUUCCGGCGAAUUACUCGCCGGAAGGUGAGAUGGGUGUAGAACUGGAGGGGCAUGAAAAUUAUACCAGAAAGACAACUCAACAGUGAAAAUAAAAUAGGGGUUUUUUUUUUGCUUAUGAGAUUCUUUCUUUGUACUUGAAUAGAAAAGGAAGUAGAAAGGAGACUUGGAUAUAAAAAUACAGCAAAUUGAAAAUGAUUCAAUAUAAAGCUUUAUUUAUUUUU